GAAACAAGGAAGUUCAUUGCAUGGAUUGGAUGUAAUUUCACAGUUUAGUAUUUGUGCUGUAGAUGUGCUGUGUUUGGCACAUGGGUGUGACAGAUGUUUGCAGUACGUCUGAGUGAGCUGGGAAUUUCCCAGCAAUGGGGGGAAAUAUCCAAUAGCUCUUUAAAAUCCUCUGUUCUGGUGAAAGAAUUCUUUGGGAGUGUUUGGAAAUGGUAGAAAGAACACAAUAAAAUCCCUGGGCUCUCUACCUGAAAUGGGAAACAAUCGGAGUGAGAAUUGUUCGAAGCACGAUCUCUGUGCUCUAUAGCAAGACUGCAGGAAAAGAAAGAAGCAGAGAAGGAAGGAUAGAAAUGUUUGUCCAGACUGUGAAAUUAUCCCACUUGUUUUUGCCACGUUCCUGUCUCAGCAGGAUGAGCUGGAAUUCAGCAUGGGAGCAGAAAAUGAAAUAGCAGUUACUGAGUUCAUCCUAGAGGGUUUCCCAGAGCUUGAUCCAAGACUGCAGGUAUUUUUCUCUCAGGUCCUUCUGCUCAUGUACCUGACAACAGUGAUGGGGAAUGCAACCAUCAUUUUCCUGGUGUGUGUGGAUCACCACCUGCAAACCCCCAGGUACUUUUUCAUCAGCAACCUGGCCUUCCUGGAAAUCUGGUUUACAUCCUCCACAAGCAUCAAACUGUUUGUGAUGCUGAGUUCUGGUCAGAACACUCUCUCACUAAGCAUCUACUUUGCCCAAAACUAUUUCUAUUUCGCCCUGGGCUGCACAGAGUUCAUCCUGCUGGUUGUCAUGUCCUUUGACUGCUACGUUGCCAUCUGCCAACCUUUGCUCUACGCUGCCAUCAUGAAGCCUCAGCUCUGUGUCCACCUGGUUGUUGCUGCUUGGGUCCUCGGCUUUGUCCUGCUGAGCUACCGGCUGCUCUUCCUCUUGGAGCUGUCUUUCUGUGGCUCCAAGAUCCCCCAUUUCCUUUGUGACAACUCCCCUUUGUUCAAACUGUCCUGCUCUGACACCAGCCUCCUUUGGAAAAUAGACUCUGUCUUCAUAUCGCGUGUUGUGCUGGGUUCCUUAUGUUUGACUCUGGCAUUUUACAUCGCAACCUUUUCUGUGUUCUGCAUUCUUCCAGCAGCCUCUGGGAGGAAGAAAGCUUUGACUACCUGUUCUUCCCACCUCAUCACCUUAUCCAUUGCCUAUGGGAGCUUCAUUGCUCUCUACACGUGUCCUGCAGAAGAUGUUUCCUUGAGGACCAACAGAAUUGUAGCUCUGCUGAACACAGUCCUGUACCCGUUCUUAAAUCCAUUCAUCUACAGCCUUCGGAACAAAUCUGUGAUCCUGGUCCUGAGCAGAUCCAUUGCCAAGGCAAGAACAAAGCUUUUCCCCUAAUCAUGGUGCAUUUCUGGAAAGCCAUCCCAAGAAUCUGGUGACAUCUGUUGCACAAUACCAGUGCCUGUGAGGGCAGCCUCCAAACAGGGCUGCCUCAGGACACUGGUGCUCCUGCAGCCUUGUGCUAGGUUAACAGAUAAGAGACUCAUCUGCACACCCAGACAGGGCACCAACAAUGGCAGCAGGAGAAACUCAGUUCAUUCUCUGCCCUGGCUGCUCCCAGGGCCAUCACUGGAGAGCCACCAGCUUGUUAAGAACACAUCUCCAAAGCAGAGAAGAGCUCAGAGGAACAGUGGCAAGUGACAAUCCCAAGUACAGCUCCUGAGCAAUGGACACCUUGUCCCAGCUCUUUCCCUGGGACAGCCAUCAGCCCCAGUGUCCAGGUUUGAAACCCCAAAAGCACUGAGAGCAGGUGGGGAAGACUGGGGGAACUGGAGGAGACUGGGAAUUAACUCAGGUGUAUUGGGAAGGACUGGGCUGUGCUAAGACUGCCUGGACCGGCACUGCAGUCCUACUGGGCUGUACUGGGGAUGAACUGGGCUGUACUGGGAGGGAUGGGAGGGGUUGAAAGGGCUGAUCCCGCCUCUGCUGCCUCCCAUUUGCCGAGGGUUCUGCCCAUCACCGCCUAUAACCAAUCAGCGACGGGGACCAGGGACUCAGGGGCAAUGCCUGGAAUCGGCUCCAUCUUUUCGGUUUUGCCUACAACUCCCGCCACGGCCCACGGCACGACAGCGCCCCAUUGGUGCCGGGGCUACAA
Molecule: messenger RNA, 2126 nt
Organism: Passer montanus (Eurasian tree sparrow)
Lineage: Eukaryota; Metazoa; Chordata; Aves; Passeriformes; Passeridae
Product: olfactory receptor 6M1-like
Biological process (GO): G protein-coupled receptor signaling pathway
Cellular component (GO): membrane
Molecular function (GO): G protein-coupled receptor activity; olfactory receptor activity
Source: RefSeq, a predicted model, not a curated record